UUGACUAUUAUCGUGGUCUUUCAGAUUCGGUCAGCACAAGUUCUCAUUUGAAGUCUGUACUUGAACGACCUGCCACAAUUAUUAUGAACAAUGCACCCCUUUCGAACCUAAACAAAUUGCCCUUCUGUGGUGGAAAGAGCAUGUCACUUACAAAUAAGCGGGGAGCAAUACUUGUACCAUUUGUGAUGGCCUCUGAAAGUACUGGAACAGCAAAAUCCAGUGGUAAUCAUCAAAAUGGAUCAGUGGAGAAGAAAUCGUUGCAGGCUACGUUCCCCAAUGGUUUUGAGACACUGCUCACAGAAGUCUGUGAGGAGACAAAAGUCGCUGAGCUGAAAAUUAAGUUUGGAGGCUUUCAAAUGCAUGUGAAGAGGAACAUUGAACCUACACCCACUCCGGAACCAAUUGUUUCUCCCACAUCUGCACCACCUGUUCCAAGUGAACCAAUGAAUGAAUCAGCUCCUGCUGCUCCUCCACCAUCGCCAUCAAAAUCUUCUGCAGAAAAGAUCAGCCCAUUUACAAAUGUUGCUGCCGAUAAGGCAGCGAAGUUGGCUGCACUGGGGGCUUCAGGAUCAAGUGGCUAUGUUAUCUUGUCAUCUCCACAGGUUGGUUCAUUCCGAAGGGCCAGGACUUUGAAAGGAAAGAAGCAACCUCCUGCUUGUAAAGAGGGCGAUGUUAUCAAAGAAGGACAAAUAGUAGGCUUUUUGGAUCAGUUUGGUUCCGAACUUCCAGUCAGAUCAGAUGUGGCUGGAGAAGUCCUGAAGCUCCUUUAUGACGAUGGAGAAGCUGUUGGUUAUGGAGAUCCCCUUGUAGCUGUCUUACCAUCAUUUCACGGUAUCGAAUAAAAUCACCUGAAGCAGUGAUUUUCAUUAGAAUUUCUGGAGAUUAUUAAGCUUGCUAAGUGCAUUCUUUCUUCUUAAUUUUCUUUUCAUCUUCUUGAGCUAUUGCCCUGUAAUUUGGGGACACUUUUGUAGCUGAUGUGAACUUGCUUUGUUUGUGAGUGUAUUUGGAUUUAUAGAGAGAACUGAUUUUGUAUGAUAAAAUAAUUUCCCCUAAAACAAUAUUUCUUUU
Molecule: messenger RNA, 1068 nt
Organism: Olea europaea var. sylvestris
Lineage: Eukaryota; Viridiplantae; Streptophyta; Magnoliopsida; Lamiales; Oleaceae
Product: biotin carboxyl carrier protein of acetyl-CoA carboxylase-like
Exons: 8
Coding region: 84-842 (252 amino acids)
Source: RefSeq, a predicted model, not a curated record